Messenger RNA from Lichtheimia ornata, 1668 nucleotides. RefSeq names its product imidazoleglycerol phosphate synthase, cyclase subunit. The transcript has 2 exons. Gene Ontology annotation, molecular function: imidazoleglycerol-phosphate synthase activity; oxo-acid-lyase activity. The record is from RefSeq and is a predicted model, not a curated record. Gene Ontology annotation, biological process: L-histidine biosynthetic process. Bases 1 to 1668 code for a protein of 555 amino acids. Lineage: Eukaryota; Fungi; Mucoromycota; Mucoromycetes; Mucorales; Lichtheimiaceae.
AUGACAACAGCUCUCUACAUGUUGGAUUAUGGCGCCGGCAACGUCCGCAGCUUGGUCAAUGCUGUCAAUCGCCUGGGCUAUGAGAUUGAGUUCGUCAAGGAUCCAUCCGACAUUUUGAAAGCACAGAAACUCAUUUUCCCUGGUGUUGGAGCGUUCGGUCAUGCCAUGGAAGCAUUGAAUAGCAAGGGCUACUCUGAGCCUUUGAAGCAGUAUAUCGCCUCUGGACGACCAUUUAUGGGCAUUUGUGUUGGCAUGCAAUCUCUCUUUGAAGGAUCCGAUGAAAGUGAUAUCCCUGGUUUGGGUGUGAUUCCUGGCAUUGUCAAGCAAUUCAACAAGGAGACCAAGGCUGUGCCUCACAUGGGUUGGAACGCAUCUCAAAUCUUAAAGACACAACCUACUCAAGCCGAGCAACAACAACAACAAUCGAUCAGCUACAGCAUCAACGAAGAAUCAUCCUAUUACUUUGUUCAUUCAUACGCUGUUCCUUAUGACGACAAGGUGAAGGAUUGGACAUUGACCACAACUCAAUAUGGCGAUGAAGUCUUUGUCAGCUCUGUGCAAAAGGGCAAUGUAUUUGCUACACAAUUCCAUCCUGAAAAGAGUGGUUUUGCUGGUUUGCGUGUAUUGCGUUCUUUCCUUACUGGUUCUGGUAUUGUGGAUGAAUCAACGGUGAUGAUCAAGGAGCCCGAGAUUUACAAGCACGAUCGACUUGGCAAGCGUAUUAUUGCAUGUUUGGAUGUGCGAUCCAAUGACGCUGGUGAUUUGGUGGUGACCAAGGGUGAUCAAUACGAUGUGCGUGAAAAGAGCGGUGAUAACGACGUACGCAACCUUGGCAAGCCUGUGGAUCUUGCACGACGCUACUUUGAAGAAGGCGCUGAUGAGGUCACUUUUCUCAAUAUCACCAGCUUCCGUAAUUGUCCUUUGGGUGAUUUGCCUAUGUUGGAAGUGCUUCGUCGUACCUCUGAAACGGUCUUUGUGCCAUUGACCAUUGGUGGUGGUAUUCGUGAUGUGGUGGAUCCUGAUGGUACGGUGCAUCCUGCUUUUGAAGUGGCUGGUGAAUAUUUCCGCUCUGGUGCCGACAAGGUCUCUAUUGGUUCUGAUGCUGUUUAUGCUGCUGAAAAAUACUACGCCAAUGAUGGUAAAAAGGAUGGUACCUCUGCCAUUGAAACCAUUGCCAAAGCUUAUGGUGCUCAAGCCGUUGUGAUUUCAGUCGACCCUAGUCGUGUCUAUGUCAAGGAUCCCAGUGAAACCACUCAUCAUGUUGUCAAGAAUAGCCAGGCUGGUCCUAAUGGUGAAGAGUAUUGCUGGUAUCAAUGCACGGUUAAGGGUGGUCGUGAAGGCCGUGAUUUGGAUGUGCGUCAAUUGGUGAUUGCAUGUGAAGCAUUGGGUGCAGGAGAAAUCUUACUCAACUGCAUGGAUCGUGAUGGCACCAACAGUGGUUAUGAGCUUGAAUUGAUCAAUGAUGUCAAGGCUGCUGUCAAGAUUCCUGUCAUUGCCUCCAGUGGUGCUGGUUGUGUGGAGCACUUUGAUCAAGUCUUUGAAAAGACCAAUGUGGAAGCUGCCCUUGCUGCUGGUAUUUUCCAUCGACGUGAAGUCCCCAUUCAAGAUGUCAAGAAGCAUUUAGCAAAGUGUAACGUUAACUGCAGAGCAUUGGAUCCUACCUUGUAG